Cyclopterus lumpus (lumpfish) is the source of this 1389-nucleotide messenger RNA. RefSeq names its product nuclear factor 7, ovary-like. The transcript has a single exon. NCBI's taxonomy places the organism in Eukaryota, Metazoa, Chordata, Actinopteri, Perciformes, Cyclopteridae. The coding region runs from base 7 to 1389 and encodes 460 amino acids. Gene Ontology annotation, biological process: protein ubiquitination. The record is from RefSeq and is a predicted model, not a curated record. Gene Ontology annotation, molecular function: zinc ion binding; protein binding; ubiquitin-protein transferase activity.
GACAACAUGGCUUCCAGAUUGAAGGAGGAUCUCUGCUGUCCGGUCUGUCAGGAAGUCUUUAGAGAUCCCGUUGUCCUGUCCUGUAGCCACAGCUUCUGUAAAGACUGUCUGAAGAGAUGGUGGAGAGAGAAACCAACUCAGGAGUGUCCAGUUUGUAAGAGAAGAUCUUCAAAGUCAGAUCCACCUAGUAACCUGGUGCUAAAGAACCUGUGUGAGUCCUUCUUAGACGAGAAAGACCAGAGAGCUCCAGAGACUCUCUGCAGUCUGCACUCUGAGAAACUCAAACUCUUCUGUCUGGACCAUCAGCAGCCGGUGUGUGUCGUCUGCAGAGAUUCAGAGAAACACACCGACCACAGAAUCAGACCCAUCGAUGAAGCUGCUCCACAACUCAAGAAGAAACUUCAGGAAGCUCUGGAGCCCUUAAAGGAGAAGUUAAAGGUUUUAGAACAAGUCAAAGGAAACUGUGAUCAAACAGCAGAACACAUGAAGGUCCAGGUCCGACGAGCAGAGAGACAGAUUCAGGAUCAGUUUAAGAAGCUCCACCAGUUUCUAGAGGAGGAAGAGGAGGCCAGGAUAUCUGCUCUGAGGGAGGAAGAGGAGCAGAAGAGUGGGGUGAUGAAGGAGAAGAUGGAGGCUCUGAGCAGAGGGAUAGCAGCUCUUUCAGACACAGUCAGAGCCACAGAGGACGAGCUGAGAGCUGAAGACGUCUCGUUCCUCAACAACUACAAGGCUGCAGUGGAAAGAGUCCAGCAGCGCCCCCUGCUGGAGGAUCCACAGCUGCUCUCAGGAGCUCUGAUAGACGAGGCCAAACACCUGGGCAACCUGACCUUCAACAUCUGGAGCAAGAUAAAGGACCUGGUCUCCUACGCUCCUGUGGUUCUGGACCCAAACACUGCUCAUCCAGGACUCCUCCUGUCUGAAGACCUGACCAGUGUGACAUGUGGACAGAGACAGAAGCUUCCUGAUAAUCCAGAGAGGUUUGAUGGAUUCUGGUCUGUUCUGAGCUCUGAGGGCUCUGGGACUCACAGCUGGGAUGUCGAGGUAGGAGACGAUACCGGCUGGUUUCUGGGUGUGUUAGCAGAGUCCGUCCAGAGGGAGGAACUCAUACAGUCUGGUUUAUGGACAAUAGGGUUGUAUGAAGGUGAAUACUCAUCGCGGUCACCAUCAGGUCCAGUCACUGAUCUCGUCGUGCAGAAGAAGCCUCAGAGGAUCAGAGUGACUCUGGACUGGACCGGAGGAACGCUGUCGUUCUCUGAUCCUGAAACUAACACACACAUUCACACCUUCACACACUCUUUCACUGAGAGGAUGUUCCCAUUCUUUGACACUAAAGAUAAAGUGAAUAUAUUACCAAUGAAGGUCAGUGUGACAGUGGAACAGAGCAGUUAG